This is a messenger RNA of Striga hermonthica, 1437 nucleotides long. Lineage: Eukaryota; Viridiplantae; Streptophyta; Magnoliopsida; Lamiales; Orobanchaceae. The record is from the annotation of a GenBank genome assembly.
AUGGCCGCGUGCAAAUACCCUUAUUUCACCCCUUCAGACACGCGAAGCCCCACGAGCAUGUUAACAGUUCUCGGCCCACGAGUUCUCCCUUUGAAAAUGGCCGACGAAAAGAACUCUUUCCCUGUCAUCGCCCAAAAAUACAGCCCGAGUCUCCCGAUUUUCAAAUGCUCGGCAAAUUCCCACAGCGUGAACCAAUUCCAGAACAAGGACCCUUUCUUGAACCUACACCCAGAGGUCUCGCUGCUGAGGGGCGAAACGAACUCCACCAUGAUAAACCCGAGGCAGGACAGCUCGCCCGGCACUGUUACUGAAAACUCGAGGGACUCAACCCCUGUAAGCAAUUACAACGAGGCGAAGAUCAAGGUUGUUGGUGUUGGAGGGGGUGGAUCGAAUGCGGUGAACCGCAUGAUAGAGAGUGCCAUGAAAGGGGUCGAGUUUUGGAUCCUUAACACGGAUGUGCAGGCCAUGAAAAUGUCACCUGUUUUACCGGAAAACAGAUUGCAGAUCGGGCAGGAGCUGACGAGGGGACUCGGAGCUGGUGGGAAUCCGGAUAUUGGGAUGAAUGCGGCCAAUGAGAGCAAGGAGGCCAUAGCUGAUGCGGUUUAUGGGGCGGAUAUGGUCUUUGUGACUGCUGGAAUGGGUGGGGGAACGGGAACUGGUGCAGCUCCCGUAAUAGCUGGAGUUGCAAAAUCAAUGGGUAUUCUGACUGUUGGUAUAGUUACGAGUCCAUUCUCCUUUGAGGGACGAAGGAGAGCUGUUCAAGCACAAGAAGGAAUUGCAGCUCUGAGAGAAAAUGUUGACACCUUAAUUGUCAUUCCAAAUGAUAAAUUGCUGACUGCAGUUUCCCCAACUACACCAGUGACCGAAGCAUUUAAUCUUGCUGAUGAUAUUCUUCGGCAAGGAGUUCGUGGUAUCUCGGACAUAAUCACGAUCCCAGGGCUAGUAAACGUUGAUUUUGCUGAUGUCAGAGCAAUCAUGGCUAAUGCAGGUUCCUCAUUAAUGGGAAUCGGUACUGCCACAGGAAAAACUAGGGCCAGAGAUGCUGCGUUAAAUGCCAUUCAAUCUCCUCUACUCGAUAUUGGUAUAGAGAGAGCCACUGGAAUCGUAUGGAAUAUAACCGGUGGCAGUGAUUUAACGUUAUUCGAGGUUAAUGCUGCAGCAGAGGUCAUAUAUGAUCUAGUGGACCCAACUGCCAACUUAAUAUUUGGUGCUGUGGUAGAUCCAUCAUUAAGUGGUCAAGUCAGCAUAACUCUCAUCGCGACUGGUUUUAAACGUCAAGAAGAAAAUGACAGUAGAGCCCUCCAGGCAAAUCAGCUGGGACAAGGAGAUACGAGCACUGGGCUCAAUAGGCGGCCCUCAUCCUUUUUGGAAGGCACUUCUGUUGAAAUUCCCGAGUUCUUGAGGAAAAAGGGACGCUCUCGAUACCCGAGAGCUUAA